AUGAAGUCCCAGGCUACCAUGAUUUGCUGCAUAGUGUUUUUUCUGGCUACAGAAUGUUCCCACCAUAGACCUAAGAAUCAUAUAAAAGAUAGAGCAAAACCUCAAAACUUUGAAGGGAAACCUGAGACUGGAAGGAUACAAGAGAAAUGUCAUGAACCUUGCCUUUCCUCUACCAACUGCAGCCAACCCUGUGCUAAGCACUUUCGUGGAGAAAUAGGAUUUAUAUGUCAUCAAAAAAAGUGGCAAAAAUCAACUGAAACAUGUACAAGCCUUUCUGUGGAAACACUUUUUAAGGACUCAAAUGUGGCAUUACGUUUUUCUGUAGCAGCACCUUCUAUACCUCUACCCAUUCUAGACUUUCAAGCUCCAGAGCCUGUUAAGAGUGUAGCUCAAAGAAUCUGCAAGAAUUGCCCUCAUGAUUAUGCUUGCAUCAUUGAUGUUGUGAAAUCCUCAGAAACCACAUCUGGAAAUAUUGCAUUUAUAGUGGAGUUAUUGAAAAAUAUUUCUACAGAUUUGUGUGGUGGUGUUACCCGGGAGAAAAUGAAGAGCUACAGUGAAGUGGCCAACCACAUCCUGGACACAGCAGCCAUUUCAAACUGGCCUUUCAUUCCUGACAAAAAUGCCAGCUCCAAUUUGUUGCAGUCAGUGAAUUUGUUUGCGAGCCAACUCCGUAUCCACAAUGAGUCYGAGGACAUCGUGGAUGAACUCUUCAUUCAGAUGAAAGGCUUUCACAUCAAUCACAACACCACAAAGAGAAGUUUCAAUUUCUCCAUGAGCAUGGAUAAUGCAACAGAAAGCAUCUUAGGAAUGGUAGAAAUUCCCAGGCAAGAGCUACAGAAACUGCCACCAGGGAACACUUCCCSAGCCAUUAGCAUAGCUUUUCCAACCUUGGGGGCCAUUCUGAAAGAACCCCACUUGCCAAAUGAGAGUGUUUCCAGACCCAUCAUUGGUCUGGUCCUUUCAGUCAUUUUGCCAGAAACGAUGAAGGAAAUCUUAUUCACCUUUGAAAAAGUCAAUAAAUCCCGAAGUACCAGGGCACAGUGUGUUGGCUGGCACUCCCASAAAAGGAUGUGGGAUAAGAAUCAGUGUAAGAAGAUGGUGGAUACCAUGGACAAAGUGAAAUGYCAUUGUAACUAUACCCAUGUGAUGAUGUCCUUUUCCAUCCUAAUGUCCCCCAAAUCUGUGAGUGACAAAGCCCUGGACUACAUCACUGGCAUUGGACUCAGCAUCUCAAUCCUUAGCUUGGUUCUUUGCCUGAUCAUUGAAGCCACAGUUUGGUCCCGUGUGGUUGUGACAGAGAUAUCAUACAUGCAUCAUGUGUGCAUCGUGAACAUAGCAGUGUCGCUCCUGAUUGCUAAUGUGUGGUUCAUCAUAGGCUCUAACUUUACCGUAAAGUCCCAGGAAGACAACUGGUGUGUCACAGUGACAUUUUUCAGUCACUUUUUCUACCUCUCUCUGUUUUGCUGGAUGCUCUUCAAAGCGCUGCUCAUCAUCUAUGGAAUAUUGGUCAUUUUCCGUAGGAUGAUGAAGUCCCACAUGAUGGUCAUUGGUUUUGCCAUUGGCUACGGGUGCCCGCUGGUUAUUGCUGUCACCACAGUURCUAUCACAGAGCCACAGAAAGGCUAUGUGAGAUGUGAUGCUUGUUGGCUUAACUGGGAUAAUACCAAAGCCCUCUUUGCAUUUGUCAUYCCAGCCUUGGUCAUUGUGGCUGUGAAUCUCCUUGUGGUUUUGGUUGUUGCUAUCAACACUCAGAGGCCCUCUAUUGGCAGUUCCAAGUCUCAGGAUAUGGCCAUAAUUAUGAGGAUCAGCAAAAAUGUGGCCAUCCUCACCCCAUUGCUAGGACUGACCUGGGGUUUUGGAAUAGUCACUCUCAUAGAAGAAACUUCAUUGAUAUUCCAUAUAAUUUUUGCUCUGCUCAAUGCUUUCCAGGGUUUCUUCAUCUUGCUGUUUGGAACCAUUAUGGAUCACAAGAUAAGAGAUGCUUUGAGGAUGAGAAUGUCUUCUCUGAAGGGGAAAUCGAGGGCAGCGGAGAAUGCAUCAUUAAGUCCAACCAAUGGAUCUAAAUUAAUGCAUCGAUGA
Urocitellus parryii (Arctic ground squirrel) is the source of this 2079-nucleotide messenger RNA. RefSeq names its product adhesion G protein-coupled receptor F4. Gene Ontology annotation, molecular function: G protein-coupled receptor activity. Gene Ontology annotation, cellular component: membrane. The record is from RefSeq and is a predicted model, not a curated record. NCBI's taxonomy places the organism in Eukaryota, Metazoa, Chordata, Mammalia, Rodentia, Sciuridae. Gene Ontology annotation, biological process: adenylate cyclase-activating G protein-coupled receptor signaling pathway; cell surface receptor signaling pathway.